AUGAGGAGGUCAUGGGGGAUGUUGGGGGUUUCCUCUUCACAGCCUUUGCCACAACCACUCACAUAAAAACCUUCUAUUGUUCCACUUGUCCUACUCUUCCUCUUCUCUACCUCUCCACUUUUUCCAUUUUCCAACUUUUGUCUCCUCCUUCUUCUUCAUUGUUGUUUUUGUUCUUCUUAUUAGGCCACAAUGCUUGCAUCCAAAUCAAAAUCUGGAUUGUCUGAAAUUUCAAGCAAUAAGGCCAUGCCUGCUGCAACUGCAACAUCUAGAGUUAGCAAAGUUACCAGGACAGGAUCAACUAAAACAGACCCUAAUCCACCUUCAACACUUCAAAGAAGAAAUUCUGUCGACUCGAAGCCGGCCAGAGAACGUCGAGCCCCGAAAACUAGUGUAACAACACCUGAAAAACCUUUGCGAUCAUCCAAAGUAUCGGCUUCGGAGGUCCAGGAACAACUUGAUGUGGCUCAAAAAGAGCUAAAGAAAGUCAAUGAGCAAUUGGAUUUGGUAGAGAAUGACAGAGCUCAGGCAAUUGAGGGAUUGAAGAUUGCGAAGAAGCUCGCGGAAGAGGCAAAUGAGAAAUUCACUGAUGCUUUAUCUUCUCGGAAGAAGGCCGAGGAGAGGCUAGAGAUUGAGAAGUCCCGCUCUGUUGAGCUUGAACAAGCUAGCAUUGAAGCCGCGAAGAAAGAAGAGGCAUUGGAGAUUGAGCUGAAGAAAGUGAGGGAUGAACUAGCAAUGGCCUUGAAGGCGAAGAAUGCUGCACUUAGCCAAGCUGAUGAUGCUGAUAAGAUUGCCGAAGCUAAUGCGGAGGAGGUUGACCGCUUGAAAGCCUUGCUUGAUUCGAAACUAGAGAGUGUCAAUGAAGAAACUGCGAAGAUGGUGAAGGAAUUAGACUCUGAAGUUGUUUCUUUGAAACAAGGACUUGAGAGAGCCAAGGUGUUCGAACGCAAAGUAACAGACAUGGAAGCACUGAUUGAAGAGCUCCAAAUUAAGGUCGCCGAUGCAAAAAGAGCUGAGUUCGAUGCAAGUGAUUUGGCUAAUGAAUGGAAGAAGAAGGCAGAGGUUUUACAAGUUAGAGUUGAGGAGACUUGCCAAUCUGAACAAUCUUCCUUGGAGUCUCAGGCGUUGUUGACACGACAAGUUGAGGAGGCCAAUGCUUCAUUGCAAGAAGCUUUGUCGGAGAUUGUUGCGCUGCAAGGAAGAGUAGAGUUGUUGGAGACAGAGUUGGCGAGGCAUAAAGCCGACCUCAAGGACUCUGAUCUUCUUCUUGAUGAGGCGCGACGAGAAGCGGUAGAGAUGCAGCACACUAUUCAGGUGCUGAAAGCAGAGUUUCAAGUGGUUGAGGAGGAGAAAAAGCAGGCACUAGACAAUCAGAAAAUUGCUAAUUCGAGCACGAGAGAUGUCUUGGAAGAAAGGGACAAGCUUCGAGAAGAGGUAGAGAAGUACAAGAAGACGUUGGACUCUCUAGCUUCUGCAUUGCAUGAAGCAUCUACAGAAGGCAGAGAUAUGCAAGAAAGGCUUCUGAUGAAGCAAACCGAAGCUGAAAAUGCUCAUGCCCGGGUUGUUGAACUGGAGUCUGCACUGGAGAAUACUAAGGAGAGCUACCAGCUCAUGCUUGACGAAGCUAAAUACGAAAUUGUUUGCCUGAAGAAAGCCAUUGACAGGUACGAGAUGGAAGUGAAGAACUCAAAGUCCGAAUUUGAUGCCAAACAGCUCGACCUUGUUUGUAUCAUGAAGAAUUCUGAAGAAGAGAUCAACACAUUGAAAGCAGAGAUGGCAAAGACGGUGGGUUCACUCAAAGGAGUAGAGUAUGAAGCUCAGGAAGCGAAAGAGGAUGGAGCUCAGAUGCUGGAUAAGUUAAGACAAACUGAAUACAAUGCAAUGAUUGCUAAUGAAGUCAUUGAGGAUUUGAAAGCUGAGAGUUUGGCACUAAAGGAAAGGUUACUAGACAAAGAGAACCAGCUGCAGAGUAUCGCAAAAGAUAACGAUGAACUCCGGCUCCGUGAAGCCACCGCUCAUCUUAAAAUCAGAGAGCUUUCCGCGUUGCUGCCAAAUGCUGAAACAAACAAUACUGUCAAGAAUACAGUUCUAGACAAUGGCAAUGGGGAGGAAGAGGAUAUUAUGGAGAAAGUUAUAGACUUGUCAUCAGAAAUCGAAGCGGAGUCAAUUGAUGAUGAGUUAGACUAUAAGAUGGACGGUAGCAGCUUCGACCAGACGAAUGGCUCAUCGGCGGAGAAUACGGAGAAUGGUUCAGUGUCACCAAACAAACAGGUUGAGCUGAAGAAGAAGAAGAAGGCAUUGCUGGGAAAAUUUGGAGGCCUGUUGAAGAAGAAGAAUAAUAAUACAAAGUAAUGCUUGAUGAUGCUUGGCAUAGUUUCACUUGUUCCUGUUUGUUCUGCAGCAUUGUUAUAUAUAUAUAUAUAUAUAUAUAUAUAUAUAUAUAUUCAUUUGUAUGUUUUUUUUUCUUGUGAUUAUUCUGUGAAGUAUUUGCUUAGAUUUUGCAAGUUAAAGGAAAUGUAAUUUAAGAUCAGAUUAUAUCUUGCUCUUAAUUUUCUUAGCAACCUGAAUGAAAUUUUUGGAUAUAUAAGAAAAAGCAGGGGGUUUGGUUCAUGAAAUAUUUAGG
Messenger RNA from Dioscorea cayenensis subsp. rotundata (Guinea yam), 2620 nucleotides. Its product is annotated as WEB family protein At5g16730, chloroplastic-like. Bases 190 to 2349 code for a protein of 719 amino acids. The record is from RefSeq and is a predicted model, not a curated record. NCBI's taxonomy places the organism in Eukaryota, Viridiplantae, Streptophyta, Magnoliopsida, Dioscoreales, Dioscoreaceae. The transcript has 3 exons. Gene Ontology annotation, biological process: reciprocal meiotic recombination.